GUUAAGAAUUUGACAGCUCUAGGAUUCCUUCUAGAGGUAUCAACGUUUCUCACGUGUUUCACUUCUUCAUGCAGUGAAAAUAAUCAAAAAUAUGGGGAAAACAAAGAAAAUGAAGCCGUCUCAGAUGGGCGCACCCAAAAGAACCCUCGAACAAGACAUCGAAGACACUCAGAUCGUCAAAUCAAAGAACAGAAAUAAAAUUCGUUUCAGAAAAGACGAAGAUGAAGAGUUUGUUGAUGCCAAUCUUUCAAGAAAAAUUCUCUCGGCUGCACGAGAACAACAACGUGAAAUAGAAUCCUCCUUUGGGCCUACACCAGCAGAGAGCAUGCAGAGAAAACCUUUUGUCAAAUUUGAUGAUUCUGAUAAAGAAGAUGAAGAUGCUGAAGAGGAAGACACCUUAGAACCUGACACAUACUUUGAAAACAUUGAAAUCAAAGAAGAAGAUGAGAAAGCAAUGGAAUUAUUUAUGAGUUCCAAUCCAGGUCCAAGAAGAACUCUGGCUGAUAUUAUAAUGGAAAAAAUCACAGAGAAACAAACUGAGUUGGAUACUCACUUUAGUGAUGCAGGCACUCUACAAGUACAAGAUCUUGAUCCUCGCGUUUUACAGAUGUAUGAAGGCGUGAGAGAUGUGCUGAGAAAGUAUAGGAGUGGCAAGCUUCCAAAAGCAUUUAAAAUUAUUCCAAAUUUAUGCAAUUGGGAGCAGAUUUUGUACAUCACAGACCCGCCAAGCUGGUCGGCGGCUGCCAUGUACCAAGCCACACGAAUAUUCGCGUCGAAUUUGAAAGACAACAUGGCGCAGCGAUUUUAUAACUUAGUUUUACUACCGCGUAUUCGUGACGAUUUGGCUGAGUAUAAACGACUCAACUUUCAUCUAUACCAAGCGCUGCGAAAAGCCUUAUUCAAAUCUGGUGGUUUUAUGAAAGGUUUUCUUCUACCCUUGCUUGAAAGUGGUAAUUGCACAUUGCGUGAAGCAAUUAUAAUCGGCUCGGUAAUUGCAAGAAAUUCUAUUCCAAUCUUGCAUUCGUCCGCGGCCAUUUUGAAAAUCGCGGAAAUGGAUUACACCGGAGCCAAUUCGAUCUUCCUGCGGAUAUUUUUCGAUAAAAAGUAUGCGUUACCUUACAGGGUGGUAGAUGCGGUGGUGUUUCAUUUUUUGCGAUUUGAGCGCGACCCGAGAGAGUUGCCGGUGUUGUGGCAUCAAGCCUUUUUGAGUUUUGUGCAGCGAUAUAAAGCGGAUAUAAGUAGUGAGCAGAGGGAUGCGUUGUUGAAUUUGUUGAAAAAACAAAAUCAUCCGACGAUCACGCCCGAGAUUCGCCGAGAGCUGCAGAACGCCAAGUGUCGGGAUGUUGAAGUUGACCAAUCCAAAAUGGAUUCCUCAGCGUAAAUUUAUAAUAUUAAAUUUAAAUCCAAAUUAAGUUUAAAUAAAAAUGUAAAGUUAGAA
This is a messenger RNA of Dalotia coriaria, 1438 nucleotides long. It is a transcript of the gene bys, whose product is annotated as Bystin. Lineage: Eukaryota; Metazoa; Arthropoda; Insecta; Coleoptera; Staphylinidae. Gene Ontology annotation, cellular component: cytoplasm; preribosome, small subunit precursor; nucleolus. The coding region runs from base 92 to 1381 and encodes 429 amino acids. The transcript has 2 exons. Gene Ontology annotation, biological process: rRNA processing. The record is from RefSeq and is a predicted model, not a curated record. Gene Ontology annotation, molecular function: snoRNA binding.